Naegleria lovaniensis is the source of this 4332-nucleotide messenger RNA. RefSeq lists its product as uncharacterized. Gene Ontology annotation, biological process: endosome organization; organelle fusion; vacuole organization. Gene Ontology annotation, molecular function: protein-macromolecule adaptor activity. The transcript has a single exon. The coding region runs from base 1 to 4332 and encodes 1443 amino acids. Gene Ontology annotation, cellular component: endosome; HOPS complex. The record is from RefSeq and is a predicted model, not a curated record. Lineage: Eukaryota; Heterolobosea; Eutetramitea; Acrasida; Naegleriidae.
AUGGACCCAAACGAUCUUCUUGACGGUGAUUGGGAUGUGCAUGGAGGCUUUGGCUCUCGGCACGGAACCAACAAGAAGUUAGGCUUUUCAACGGUCAAGGACUUUACCACAACACCCAAUGAAGCCUCGAAUGCCAGCAGUAGCAGUAGCGGAAAUAUAGCUACUCCUUCUGGUGUUCCUGGUAGCAACAAAACCUCUCUACUCAAAUCAGCAGCAACAACAACCUCCUCGUAUGGUGAUACCAACAACAUUUCAUCAUCACAUAUCGCAGCUGCCUAUAACCUCUCUGGAAUGAUGGACAGUGAUGACGAUGAUGAUGACGAUGACGAUGGUAUUCGUAGUGCUGCUACGAACAAGCACGAUAGCAUGGCUGGUGGUGGCACCUCUAACACCUCUGCAGGUGAAAUUCUCUCUACUGAUCUUUUACAACAACAACAAAAUUUACUUUUAAACGACCAAUCUCGAUUUCUUGUUGAACAAAUUGAAUUUCAAUUUUCAAAAACGUUUAUUCAAGUGUGCGCUUCUAAAGGAAAUCUUUUACUAGUCACUGAUCAAAACACUUGUAUUUAUGUCGAUGAUGAUUUUGAGAGAUAUAGAGAAUUUAAAAUCAAUGUUGGUGAUGACGAUGAAGAUCAUGAAAAGAUUCAUAAAUGUUUUAUUGACCCUUCUGGAUAUCAUGUAUUAGUGUCCAUGACAAAUGGAGACAAUUAUUAUUUCAAUUCUCAAAAUAAUAAGAAUCCUAAAAUUCCAGUUCCAAAAUUGAAAAAUAUGAUUAUUGAAAGUGUCGGAUGGGAUUCUGAAACUUGUAAUAGAGAUCAAACAGGCCCAAUCUUAAUUGGUACUUCUGAUAGCAAAAUAUAUGAAUGUUCUUUAGAGAAUGAUUUGAAAGAACCUGUAAAGAGUCCUUUAAAAUUAUUAUUUGAUUUCAAUGAUUGUGAUAUGCUUGUGAGCACAGGUCCAAUCACUGGUAUUGAAAUUGUAUACUUUCCAAAAAGCAAGAAUUCUUUCAAUUGCUAUUUGAUAUUGAUUGCAACUCGAUUGAGAUUAUUUGAAUUUGUUGGUGGUCCAACACUCCAAGAUGUCUUCACACCAUACAAACAAUCCUAUGAUUUGUUAAGAUAUAAGGAAUUACCUGCAAAAAGAAGUGACAUGUUACCUAAAUGUGGUGAAUUACAUUUAUUUAAACCACCACUGACAAGAGAGAUUACCAGUAGUAGUAGUGGUGGUGUUGGUGGUGUUGGUAGUAGUAAUGUUCUUGAUCAACAAUUAUCCUUUGCAUGGCUCAGUAAUGCUGGUAUCUUUCAUGGUGUUUUGAAUUUCUCAAAUCCCAAUAGCAGACAACCUCAGAGUGGAGUGAGUGUCAUUUCAGAGAGUGAAGUGAUACAAUAUGAUAAUAAGAGUGCUUCCCAAGUCAUGUCCAUUUCUAUUAGUGAAUUCCACAUGUUUGUAUUGUAUCCUGAAAAGUUACAAAUACUCAUGCAACCUGCUGGAUUGUGUAGCACUGCUGCAUCCAAUGUUGCUGUUGCUGCUGCGAAUAUGAAUCCAAUGCUCUUGAUGAUGAAUGUGGGUGGUAGUAAUAGUACAUCCAUAGGAAUGAAUAGUGGUGGUAUUGGUAAUAUUGGUCUUGGUAAUAUUGGUAUUGGUAAUAUUGGUCUUGGUAGUGGUAUUGGUAGUGGUAGUAUUGGCAAUGGUGUCAAUUCCAUUGGAAUGAAUAAUAGCACUUCCUCAACAAGUAGUGUACAACAAGAUAUUGAAAAAUUCUUUCAGAACAACGGCAACAGUAACAACAACAACAUGUUACAAGAUGCAAGUACUUUUACGAAUCAUCAUUCACAAGAUUUAAAUCUAUUGGUAGCCUCACUUGCAUCCAACCAUGUGGGUGAAAUUUCUCUCUCUGAUAUUCGUGUGGUGUAUUCUCAACCCUUUCCAGUGAGUACAAGUGGUGAAUUGAUUGGUCUCUGUACAGAUUCAUCACAACGAGAUCGAAUCAUUUACUUGUAUAGUUCAAGUGCAGUGUGGAGAAUUACCAUUGAUGAUGAAGAGAAGGAUGUUUGGAAGUUAUAUUUAGAACAAGCCUUAGAUCCCAAGUCAUCUAAAGAAUCUUAUUUUGAUAUUGCAUACAAGUUAUGCAAACAAGAUCCAAAAACAAAAGAUAUUGUAUUAUCUGCUAAAGCUGAUUAUUACUUUAAGACUGGAAAGUACAAUGAAGCUGCCAAUAUUUAUGCCAUGACUUCAAAGAGUUUUGAACAAGUUUCAAUUGCAUUUCAUAAUAGAGGUCAAAAAGAUGCUCUCAGAAUUUAUGUUCUCUCUAAAUUACAAAUACUCAAAAAGAAUAUCAAAACAGAGAAUCAAGAUGCUACUCAAUUGUGUUGUCUAUGUACAUGGUUAACAGAAAUGUAUUUGGACAAGUUGAAUGAAUUGUAUGAUUUGGUCAAUUUACAGACAUUUUCAAAUCCAAUCAGUGGUAACAUGAAUGAUGUUAUGAAUCAUUCCCAACAACAACAACUCUCCUAUGAAGAACAAUACAAGAUUGCUAAAGAUGAAUUUCGAAGUUUUUUAGAACAACAUAAAAAGUAUCUCAACAAGGAAACUACUUUUAGACUUAUUAGUAGUCAUGGACAAACAGAAGAAGUCAUCUAUUUUGCAAUGCUUAUUGAAGAUUAUGAAAGAGUUAUUAGUUAUUGUAUUACUGAAAAAGAUUAUAAGGAAGCACUUGGAAUUUUGAACAAGUAUUGUACGACAAGACAAUAUGAAGAUUAUUUUUACAAAUUUGCACCAAUACUCAUGCAACAUUUACCAAAAGAAACAGUUAAUACUUUAACUCAGAAGAGAUUUUUAGAUUCUGGAAAGUUAAUACCAGCAUUGAUGAGAUAUAUUUCUCAACAACAUCACCAUUUGAGUGCUAUGACUACUACUACAACUAGUAUAGAGACUCAGAGUGCUACUGCUGCUUCUAACAAUGCUAAUACUACUACUACUACUUUACAAAGUGUUGCUGGUACAACAACAAGUAAUAAUGGCACUCACACAUUAACGAAAAAAACAUCUUCUCAACUGACCAAACAGCACACCCAUGAAGAUCAUGACAUGGAUGAUGAGGAAUUUACAGACUCUCUUCUUGAUGAUGAACAAGAAGAAGAAGAAGAAAAUGAUCACACCUCAUCACCACCACUUCAGAAGCACUCUUCGCAUCAUCAACAAAUUCACCACCACCACCAACAACAAUUGAAUGAUCAUCAACAAUUUUCAUCAUAUCUCACCUCAGAACAACAAAAUCAUGUCAUUCGUUAUUUGGAAUGGUGUAUUCGAAAACAAGAAAAUGAAGAUCCAGCCAUUCAUAAUCUUCUUCUCACACUCUAUGCAGACUUGGAAGAUGAUGAGAAGCUACUCACCUUCCUUGACACUGAAGGUGAAAAUAAUUACUAUGAUCCAAAAUAUGCACUUCGAGUAUGUUCUCAAAAAAAGAAAAUUGAAGCAUGUGUGAGAUUGUACAGCUCGAUGCAAUUAUUUGAUGAUGCUGUAGAUUUAGCUCUCGAAAAUGAUAACAUUGAAUUGGCAAGAGAAUGUGCAGAUAAACCUGAAGACGAUGAAAAUAAGAAAAAGUUAUGGCUUAAAAUUGCUAAACAUGUCAUUAAUAGCAAUACUGGAGUGAAACAAGCGAUUGAAUUUCUCUCGUACACUGACAAGAUCAAAUUAGAAGAUAUUUUACCAUACUUUCCUGAUUUCUCUCAUAUUGAUGAUUUCAAAGAAGAAAUUUGUAAAUCAUUGGAUCAAUACAAGGAUGAAAUUGAAAAGUUGAAGAGUGAAAUGCAAGAAGCGACUCAAACUGCUUCAGAGAUUCGAGAAGAUAUUAAGGAAUUGAAACAUCGAUAUGGAUAUAUUACAGCCAAUGCAAAAUGUGACUUGUCAUCCAAGUCUGUAUUGACCACUGAUUUCUACUUGUUCCCAUGCCAACACGUGUUUCGAGCAGAUGCAUUGGUCGAGGAAGUGUUACGUCAUUCCAAAUCCAAGGAAUUACGUGAAAAGUUGAUUCAACUUGAAGAGAAACGAAAAUUGUACAAUCGACAACUCGAAAUGUUGUCGAAUACCAUGUCGAAUAAUAGUUCACAGCAGCAACAUGAUGAAAGUCCUUCGUAUGGACAACAACCAUCCAUGGUUGGCUUGGAUCAAAAAGAACUCUCUCAAUUGCAAGAUGAAUUACGUGAACUCGAUGAAAUACUCUCUGCAGAGUGUCCAUUGUGUGGUGAAAUGAUGAUUAAUUCCAUUGAUGAAAGUUUCAUAUCACAAGAAGAAAUGGAAACAUCCAUUUAUAAUUCAUGGUCUAUUGCUUAA